Messenger RNA from Caenorhabditis briggsae, 846 nucleotides. It is a transcript of the gene Cbr-mvb-12, whose product is annotated as Protein CBR-MVB-12. Gene Ontology annotation, cellular component: late endosome; ESCRT I complex. Gene Ontology annotation, biological process: virus maturation; viral budding; regulation of epidermal growth factor receptor signaling pathway. Bases 1 to 846 code for a protein of 281 amino acids. Lineage: Eukaryota; Metazoa; Nematoda; Chromadorea; Rhabditida; Rhabditidae. The transcript has 6 exons. The record is from RefSeq and is a predicted model, not a curated record.
AUGACGGAGCUCGAAUUUUCCGCUGAUAAUGUAACACCAGCCGUUCCGAUUACUGCUAUGUGCAUUGUGGCUGACAAGAGCAAAGCUCCUCGCGGAUUUGUACCUAUAGUAAAAUGUCAAGAUGAUCAAGGAGAAGCAGAUCUUUGGCGAGACGGAUUUUUCACGAUUAACCGCCAGGUUCGAUACAUAUGCACCAGUACCGAAAUUCCCGACUCAAACAUUAGGACUCCCGUGCAAGUAAUAACAAAUCUCAUAAUUGUUCGCGAAUCGGAUCCAAUUCCCCAUGGUUAUGUCGCCAUCGAUUAUACCGCAGAUAGCAGAGAGAAGUCACUACGGAAGAAGUAUGUGUGCAUUCGAACAGAGCCUCGUGAUCGUGUCGUCGAUGCAAUUGGAGAAAUCAUAAUUCUAGGGAAAACCAAAAAAGUUCCAAGAGAUUACACAUCUGCAGGAGACAUUGAUUCUUUGCUCAUAUGUUACAAAGUGAUUCCCAUUCCGCAGACGUAUGGAAUUCAAACCAGCAAUAGUACAUCGAAUCUCGAAACGCAACAGCAAUCCACGGGAGGUCUCUAUCCUGGCCUCCCGAAUCUUUCCAGCUCCACGCCUGCCAAUCUUGAUGUAACGGGAGCUUCUGGCAGUACGGCUUUCACUAUGAAGAACGUCGGUGCGCCAAGAGUAAAGGCCAUAGACGGAAUCGACUUCAAAGUGAAUCCAAUGUUCGUCCGUACAGAUUCAUCUGACGGGUCUUCGAAACUCCCUGAUCUCUCCCAAUUCACUCAUUUAGACCAAAAUCGUCUUGAAGACAAGUACAAUUAUAGUUUCGCCACCGAACACUCUGUGCUUUCAUGA